Molecule: messenger RNA, 900 nt
Organism: Ochotona curzoniae (black-lipped pika)
Lineage: Eukaryota; Metazoa; Chordata; Mammalia; Lagomorpha; Ochotonidae
Gene: IQCK
Product: IQ motif containing K
Exons: 10
Coding region: 1-900 (299 amino acids)
Molecular function (GO): protein binding
Source: RefSeq, a predicted model, not a curated record
AUGGCGGCGCUGCGACCCGUCUCCAGCCGCUGCGGCCCGCGCGAGGAGCCCGACGGCUCUGCGGACUCGACGGGCACCUCCCGGACGCCGGUGCUCACCGUGUCGUCUGUGUCGAGCGAGCCGACUGGGUCGCCGGGGCAGGUCACCGAGCCACCGGGGGGCAAAAGCCUGUGGGAACAGAUCUGUGAGGAGUACGAGGCGGAGCUGCCUCCCUUCCCAGAGGGAUACAAAGUGAAAGCCGCAGCUCCGGUGACUCUAAGUGUGGCUCUGCCCACGGAGGAGGCGGUGGUCCACGGCUUCCAUGCAGAGCACUACCUCCCAGCUCCACCUGCCGCCGUGACUUCACAUAUACCCUGCCCUCCAUAUAAGCUGGGAGUUGUCGAUCCAAAAACAUGUUCCCCCAAAGAAUAUUUAGAAACAUUCAUCUUUCCAGUUCUGCUUCCUGGAAUGGCCAGCCUACUUCACCAGGCAAAGAAAGAAAAAUGCUUCGAGAGGAAGAGAACCCGGUUCAUCGCCUGUGAUUUCCUCACGGAGUGGUUAUACAAUCAUCAUCCAAAGAGGACAGGGGAGCCAUUCACAGAGUUCUUCUCCAUCCCGUUUGUGGAAGAGUGGCUCAAGCAACACCCACGGCCACCAAUCCUCCUCUCCCUUCUGCUGACAGAAGAGCAAGCAGCAAUCGCCAUCCAGUCCUUCUGGAGAGCCUACCUGGUACGCUGCGAUCCAGAGAUUCAAGAACUGCGUCAGUGGCAGAAAAAACUGCGCGAGGAAAAGCACGUCCGCCAGCGUGUCCGCACGUUCUGGGCCAAGCAAGAGCAGAAAGGUCAGUGCGCAGGCGCUGUGAGAUGCAAAAUGGAGGAGGAGGAAGAAGCAGAACCUGCAACCAUGAAGCCACAACCUUAG